Messenger RNA from Brassica oleracea var. oleracea, 876 nucleotides. RefSeq lists its product as uncharacterized. Lineage: Eukaryota; Viridiplantae; Streptophyta; Magnoliopsida; Brassicales; Brassicaceae. Gene Ontology annotation, molecular function: RNA-DNA hybrid ribonuclease activity; nucleic acid binding. The record is from RefSeq and is a predicted model, not a curated record. The transcript has a single exon. Bases 1 to 876 code for a protein of 291 amino acids.
AUGAAGAUUGAUUCUAGAUGUCAGAUCUGUGGUAUGGAAGGAGAGUCCAUAAAUCAUGUGCUGUUCACUUGCACUUUGGCUAGACAAUUUUGGGCCAUUUGUAACUUUCCUCGGCCUCACUCGGACUUCUCUGUUUCCUCUAUAUAUUCGAACAUUUUCUAUGUUCUGAAAGCAAAGGAUAUCCCCUCCAUCCCUUUGAAUAUCAGUAGAGCGGGUCCUUGGAUCAUUUGGAAUAUCUGGAAGAACAGAAAUUCUCAUUUCUUUGAAGGUUGCGUAACCAAAGCUCCAGAUUUCCUUGAGAAAGUGUAUGAAGAAGCAAAUCACUGGUUCCUGAUCAAGACAAUUGAAAAAGAGGAAAAAGCCAUUGACCUCGAUCGGAAGAAGAAAAUAAUGUUUGGUUGGAAACCUCCGCCUUCGGGUUGGAUCAAAUGCGAUAUUGGUUCUGCUUGGAGCAGUUCCAAAAAUGAAAGUGGAGCUUCAUGGGUUCUUAGAGACAGCGAUGGAAAUGUUUUGUUACAUGGUAGAAGAUCUUUCUCAGCUAUUUACAGUCGUAUGGAUGCUUCUAUGGAAAGUUGGUUAUGGGCAAUCGAUAGUCUCAAAAACCUUCACUUCGGUUCAAUUAUUUUUGCAAGUGAUGAUAAAGAUCUAGUUGCGGCAGUUACUAAACCAUCUGCUUGGCCAUCACUUAAGUUCUACUCUCAAAAGAUCUGCAUUCAGCUUCAUAAUUUUUUUUUCUGGCGUGUUCAAUCUUUGAAACGCUCAGAUAUCAGAGGAGCUUCUCUGAUUGCUGAUAGUGUCAUCAAAGAGGAUCGCCAUCAAUCUUACAUUGCUGCUGGAUAUCCUGGUUGGUUAAGACAUCUCUUUGUUUUAUCAUAA